AAACGACGUACCUUGCCGCUUAAUCCUGAACGGGUUCUGGAUGCACCGGAAGUACUGGAUGAUUAUUAUAUUGAUGUUUUGAGCUGGAGUCAUCUAGGACCAUUAAUAAUUGGGUUGAAUGACAUGUGCUAUUUAUGGAAUCAGACCGAGGAAGCAGUGGCCAUGAUUUACCAGGCUUGUUUUCCAGACUAUAUUUCAUGCUGCUCGUUUUCACCACAAGGACAUCAGGCAGUGGUUGGCACUUCAUGUGGAAAGUUACUUUUAUUCGACGUGCCAAACUCGACUCCGCUUCAUCCACUGCAAUCUCAUUCUCAUGCUCCAGGUAUCAGCGCACUUCGAUGGAUUGAUGCCAACACAUAUAUUAUUGGUGACACCCAUGGUGACCUGCAUGUUUGGGACAUUCGGCAUCAACGUACAACUCCUACAAUCACUGCUUCUGGAUUUCAUCUUGAUCGUGUAGUUGGUAUUGCUACUCACUGGGAUGAGCAUACGAUUGCUACAGGAGGAAAUGGACAUUUAGUUAAUUUAUGGGACAUGAGACAGCUUGAACGGCCUAGUAGAGUAUUAAAACAUCAUACAUCGGCUGUUAGAGCUUUGCAGUUUUGUCCGUGGGAGCGGAAUGUAUUAGCUACAGGUGGUGGUUUACAAGAUGGAAAGCUCUGUAUUAUAGAUACCGAUGAUGGAACAUGUACAUCUACGAUCGAGACUGAUACUCAAGUUUGUCAAAUAGUAUGGUCCAAGCACUACCGCGAGCUUAUAUCAUUGCAUGAUCUGGACAAAGAUCAAAUGGUAUUGUGGCGAUAUCCUAGUAUGGAGCAAGUAGGAAUGCUGCCAGGACAUACGGGUGCUCGGCCCUUGUAUGUUGCACUAAGUCCUGAUGGUCAAACUGUUGCUACUAUGGCGGGUGAUGAAACCAUCAAGUUUUGGAAAUGUUUUCCGACA
Messenger RNA from Batrachochytrium dendrobatidis JAM81, 942 nucleotides. RefSeq lists its product as uncharacterized. NCBI's taxonomy places the organism in Eukaryota, Fungi, Chytridiomycota, Chytridiomycetes, Rhizophydiales. Gene Ontology annotation, biological process: anaphase-promoting complex-dependent catabolic process; positive regulation of ubiquitin protein ligase activity; positive regulation of anaphase-promoting complex-dependent catabolic process. The transcript is spliced from 5 exons. The annotation marks the transcript as partial. Gene Ontology annotation, molecular function: anaphase-promoting complex binding; protein binding; ubiquitin ligase activator activity. Gene Ontology annotation, cellular component: anaphase-promoting complex. The record is from RefSeq and is a predicted model, not a curated record.